Clarias gariepinus (North African catfish) is the source of this 2303-nucleotide messenger RNA. It is a transcript of the gene atp1b1a, whose product is annotated as ATPase Na+/K+ transporting subunit beta 1a. NCBI's taxonomy places the organism in Eukaryota, Metazoa, Chordata, Actinopteri, Siluriformes, Clariidae. Gene Ontology annotation, cellular component: sodium:potassium-exchanging ATPase complex. The transcript is spliced from 6 exons. The record is from RefSeq and is a predicted model, not a curated record. Gene Ontology annotation, molecular function: ATPase activator activity. The coding region runs from base 157 to 1056 and encodes 299 amino acids. Gene Ontology annotation, biological process: intracellular potassium ion homeostasis; intracellular sodium ion homeostasis; sodium ion export across plasma membrane.
CUCACGAGCCGGGUACGACUCUGUCCUUUCCGAAGAGUUAGCUGAAAGGAAUACAGCUCUGGCGGUCAGGUACCUGAAAGAAAGGCACACAAUUACAAGAAAAUAAGUAACAAAAACCCAAAAUAAAAAUACACAAAGGGAACUAAAAGCCUGAAAAUGUCCGCGAAUAAGGACGGAGACGGCGGAUGGAAGAGCUUUCUGUGGAAUUCUGAAAAGAAGGAAUUUUUAGGACGUACCGGCGGCAGUUGGUUAAAAAUCUUCAUCUUUUAUGUAAUCUUCUACGGCUGCUUGGCCGGAAUUUUCAUCGGCACCAUCCAGGCGAUGCUUUUGACCCUUAGCAACUACAAGCCCACAUACCAGGACAGAGUUGCACCCCCAGGCUUAUCACACACCCCACAGUCUGAUAAAGGUGAGAUCUCCUACAGCAUCGAGGGUGAAACUUACAGGCCAUUUGUAAAAGCCAUAAAAGACAUACUGGAGGCAUACAAAGAUGAAAAACAGACAGAUGAGAACUUUGAAGACUGUGGGGAAACUCCUGGCAAAUAUACUGAUCGUGGGCUAUUGGAGGAUGAUGAUGGCAAAAGAAAGGCCUGUCGCUUCAAGAGAUCCUGGCUGGGAGCCUGCUCAGGCAUAGAUGACCCCGACUUCGGCUUUAAGGCUGGAAAGCCCUGCCUUAUUGUCAAGCUCAACAGGAUUGUCAAUUUCAGACCUAGGCCUCCCAAAACCAAUGUCUCGCUCCCUCUGGCUGCUGGUGGAAAGAUUCCAGAAUUUAUAAUUCCCAUCUACUGCAGCAGCAAGAAAGAAGAAGAUGCUGACAAAAUCAAAGAAAUUAAGUACUUUGGCAUGGCCCAAGGAUUCCCACUGCAGUACUAUCCUUACUAUGGCAAGCUGCUACACCCAGAAUACCUCCAGCCUCUAGUGGCCAUCCAGUUCGCCAAUAUUACCCAUAAUGAGGAGCUGCGCAUUGAGUGCAAAGUAUACGGAGAAAACAUUGAUUACAGUGAUAAAGACCGUUAUCAGGGACGUUUUGACCUCAAAAUUAUGGUCAAAUCAUGACCACAGCUAUGAAAAUAGCGCUUUUACUCUGCCCAUUUCAAACCAUAUUAAUUUAGACAAAUGAAAAUUGAAAAAAAUAAAAAAUAAAAUAAGAGCUCAAUUUAAAACAAAGAAACAAACCACGACUAGUCUUGAACAAACUUUCAUAACAUACGGGACCUACACUUAAUCUGUAUGCUUUACACUAGCUUUCUCUGCAUAUGUCUAGGGUUAGAAUGUAAACAUUACAGGAAGAGUAGCAAUAGCAAAGUAUUUAUUCUACUGUAAAUGAGAAUAUUCCUUGAGCCAUGGGACAUGUUCAUUCAUUACUGUAAAUUAUGAUUCCACUACUGAUGUAGCGAGCAGUGUUUCUGUCCCUGAGUAUUUCUGCCUAGUGUGGUCUCGCUCUAUAUUUUUGGAAUGUGCAGUGCAGUAGUCACAUACAAUGGUCCUUUUCCAAGCCAUGUUAUAAUUUCUGUUGUCUUAUGUGAGUCAGUUUAGUGGUCCAAGGUGUGUGUGUAAGUAUGAGUGUGUGUGUGUGUGUGUGUGUGUGUACAUGGCUGAGUGUGUCUAAUUGUAUUUGUACAAUUUAAAAAAGUAAUAAGAAACUAGUGGCAUGGUACGCGCUGAUAUCCCCAGGUCCGUAUGUGAGUAAAUGACUGCACUCCAUGGAAUCUUUUUCUUUUUGACUUACUUUGUUGAUUGUGGGGAAAGUACUUGUACAUCUUCUCUUAUUUGAUCAUCUUGCAGUGUGGGAGUUUGGGGUUAAUGACAUUUCUGUGUAAGGCUUUUACUUUCUUUUUCUUCAAGUGUAGAACUGUGUGUAAUCUAGUCUGGAGAAUCGGCUCCAUCCAAGAAUGGAGGAAUAUUCCUCCCUAUGGUCACCGUGGCAACUCAGUGCUUUAAUUUAAAUUUUGUUUUUUUGUUUUCCUUUUUUUUUUUUUUGCUGGAGACAUCACAAUGUGAUGUAACUUUCUAAUGAAUGUUUAGACAUUUACAUGGUAGAAGAAUUUUAUAUUUAUGCAGUUGUACAAUUUUUUUUCUGCAGGACAAAGUGUAUUGUAUAAAUCCAGAUACCAAAGUCACUGGUCAGGAAUUAGAAAUUUAUCAGAUCCAAUGCAGUACCCCAUGUAAUAUGAAGUUUCAUCAAUGUUAAAAGUGCUUAAAAGUCAAUGUUGAACAUAAGAACAUCUGUCUGCAGUUGCAGCUGCUUUUGUCAUUUUAUUUAAUACAGGUAUGGCCUAAACAAAUAAAUGUACAACCAACCA